UCAGACUGAAUAAAGGGAAUUAAGACUGUGGCUGCACUACGAGAAACACACACAGAUCAAGAAAAACUGGGAAGCAUCUGAAAAUAUCCCAGAUUUUUUUUUUCCUUUUUGCGCUAGUUUUGCUUCAACCAAGAUGGAUUCUGAUGCUGGUUCCACCUGCAGCCGCUCCUCAUCCCCAGACCUGGUGGUGGAUGACUCAGCUGGGAGCUUCUUCUCAAACAAGAUGUUUCAGACAUACUGCCAAGAAAACCGGUCAGACAGAGAGGCCGACCAGAGCGGGGGUGGUAAGGCCAAAACUAGAUCUCAGCUCAGCAAGGAAGAGGUGCAAGACCUGAGACUGAAAGUCAACAGUCGGGAGAGGAAGCGAAUGCAUGAUCUCAAUCAAGCCAUGGAUGGCUUGAGAGAGGUCAUGCCCUAUGCUCAUGGCCCAUCAGUCCGCAAGUUGUCAAAAAUCUCCACCUUGCUGCUUGCCCGAAACUACAUCCUCAUGCUGUCCAGCUCAUUGGAGGAGAUGAAGAAGCUGGUGGGGGACGUGUACGGAGCCAAUGCUGCCGUCCAGAGUCGUACUGCCCACCCAUCGAUCACCCCUGCUGCAUCACCUGCCCACCUCCCCCUGCACCCCCUGGCCCAGUCCCUACACUCUCUGGUUGGCACCAGCCAGCAUCAUCCAUCCACUCCAGCUACAACAGCAAUUCCAGCCCCGCACUCACCUCCGUCGACCAGCUUUCUUGGGUUUCACGCUCCAGUCCAGGGCCUUCUGAAAGACCCACUCCACCUGACCACCUCCUACAGGCAUUUCCCUGGCAUGCCCUGCCCAUGCUCACUCUGCCAAACUUUACCGACACCGACCUCUUCAUUACACGGCUUGGCAAUGAACAAGUAACUGUAAAACUGACUACUACUGUUAUUAUCAGCAUGAGGGCCCAAACAACUUAAAGAAGGAGAACCAACUGGGGAACUGGUGACCGGUGCCACAAUUUGUACAUUAUGUAUAUAGGUUUUCUGCCAUGCAAACUGCUGCUAUUUUUUUCAACUAGUCUCUUCUGUGUUGCUUUAAGAGAACAUAUUCUAAAUGCAGAAUUGAUUUUAUCAAAAGUAGCAAAUACUGUAAUUUAUGUGAUGAAGAACAAUGAAGAAACACUGUCAAAAAAUGAUUUUUGUGUGUCCUUUUG
Messenger RNA from Hippocampus comes (tiger tail seahorse), 1172 nucleotides. RefSeq names its product oligodendrocyte transcription factor 4 (gene olig4). The record is from RefSeq and is a predicted model, not a curated record. Gene Ontology annotation, biological process: positive regulation of transcription by RNA polymerase II; sensory organ development; axon development. The transcript has a single exon. Gene Ontology annotation, cellular component: nucleus. Gene Ontology annotation, molecular function: protein dimerization activity; E-box binding; DNA-binding transcription factor activity, RNA polymerase II-specific. NCBI's taxonomy places the organism in Eukaryota, Metazoa, Chordata, Actinopteri, Syngnathiformes, Syngnathidae. Bases 134 to 883 code for a protein of 249 amino acids.